Molecule: messenger RNA, 2754 nt
Organism: Quercus robur (English oak)
Lineage: Eukaryota; Viridiplantae; Streptophyta; Magnoliopsida; Fagales; Fagaceae
Product: type I inositol polyphosphate 5-phosphatase 8
Exons: 12
Coding region: 324-1973 (549 amino acids)
Biological process (GO): phosphatidylinositol dephosphorylation
Molecular function (GO): phosphatidylinositol-4,5-bisphosphate 5-phosphatase activity; phosphatidylinositol-3,4,5-trisphosphate 5-phosphatase activity; inositol-polyphosphate 5-phosphatase activity
Source: RefSeq, a predicted model, not a curated record
UCUUUUCACUUUCUCCAUCUCACACUUAUAAAUUUGAGGACCAAACUCACUUUUUUCUUUUACGAGGAGGAACGCCUCCAAACUUGUUCUGCAUUUUUUUCUCUUCACGAAUCUCCUCCACCAACCAAAAGAGGAGAAUCAAGUACACAUCACAACAGUACUUAUAAAAAAAGUACGCAUCACUACACAAUCCUGUGAUUUCUCUCUCUCUCUCUCAUAAAAGGGUUCUUUUCAAUCUGAAGCGCACACUUUGAUCUUUCUCUGCAAAAACUUAAACCUUCCCAUCUCCAUUUCUUUUUCAGUGAUCGGACGGUGGUGGUGCAAUGAGAACCGAGCGUGGGAAGAUCUCCAAGUCUUCUUGGCCGAAAAUUAUCGUGAGAAAAUGGCUAAAUCUACAGAGCAGAGGAGACGAGUUUCACUCCGAUUCUUUUGCGUUAAAAGCAGAUAAAACCGAGAGGAGGAAAAGUUGCUCGGACAAAGACUGCUACGUCGUCGUUCCGGAAAAGUUUUCAGGUUGGUUGAUGGAGGCAAAUGAUGGGCCAGGAUUUGAACCAGUAGCACCAGCUUUGACAGAUACACAAAACCUCAGGAUGUUCGUGGGGACAUGGAAUGUUGGAGGAAAAUCGCCCCACGAGGGCUUGAACUUGAAAGAUUGGCUGAGGUCCCCUGCACCUGCUGACAUCUAUGUUCUUGGUAGGCAGUUUUCUAACAGUGGAAACUCUCACUCGACCAAGUUGCCCAUUGAUUAUGGAGUUAUAACAAAGUUCCAAGAAAUUGUCCCUCUAAAUGCCGGGAACGUACUGGGCGCAGAGGAUUACGGCCCAGCUACCAAGUGGCUUUCCCUCAUUCGUCAAGUUCUGAACACAAAAGACCCUGAAUUUCCACAAUAUAACAACAAUGCCACUGGUGCAGAACUUUCACCACAGGAUGACGAGCAUGGGAGCUUGAAGCCAAGACUGAGCUUCUCAGACUUACUUUCAUUAGAAGAUGAACUUGGCAUAGAGGAUUUCCAAAAAAUGGUGGACUCAAAUAUGAAUUUGGAAGAAUGCUCGCCCGGCUCACCAUUCAACUCCGAACAAGAUGGUUCAACUCAGCAACGUUUCUGCCUAGCAGCGAGCAAGCAAAUGGUAGGAAUUUUCUUAUGCGUGUGGGUUCGAGCCGAUCUUUACAAACACGUUAGUAAUUUGAAGGUCUCCUGCGUUGGCAGAGGCAUUAUGGGAUAUCUUGGGAAUAAGGGUUCAAUAUCAAUCAGCAUGACAUUGUACCAGACGACAUUUUGCUUUGUAUGUACCCACUUAACCUCCGGGGAGAAAGAUGGCGACGAGGCUAGAAGAAAUUCAGAUGUGGUGGAAAUUUUAAAGAAAACAAGGUUUUCACAUUCAUCUAGAGGUCCUGAACAGACGAUACCUCCUGAUACCAUAUUGGAGCAUGACAAGAUUAUUUGGCUUGGGGAUUUGAAUUAUCGGCUUGCGGUUGGUUGUGGUAACAUGCAUGAUCUACUAAGGAAGCAUGAUUGGGAGGCACUUUUAGAGAAGGAUCAGCUAAGGAUAGAGCAGAGAGCUGGUAGAGUAUUCAAAGGUUGGGAAGAAGGGAGAAUAUACUUUCCACCUACUUACAAGUACCUCACCAAUUCUAACAGUUACGUUGUCCAAACCUCUAAAUCUAAAGAGAAAAGACGAACUCCUGCCUGGUGUGACCGCAUAUUGUGGAAAGGUGAAGGGCUAAAACAAAUAUGGUACCUUCGAGGAGAGUCCAAAUUCUCAGACCACAGACCUGUCUAUUCACUAUUCUCAGUCCAAAUAGACAUAGCAAACAAAUACAAGCCAACCAGUACCACAUCCACCAAGUUCUGCACAAAUAGACUGUCAACAAACUCUGCCUUGUCAACCACGUGUGCAGCCAAAGUUCAAGCCGAGGAACUUUUGUUAGUUAGCAGAGCACGAAGCUGCAUUCACACUGCGUCCAGGUUUUGAGUCACUCUCACUCACUGCCCAAAUUUGAGAAAGAAAUAACACUAAAAAUAGAGUACACCCUAGAGAGCUGUAAUACUCUGACAGACUAACAGACAAAGCUCGAACACCGAAAAGCAUAUAUCCCACUGGCAAUUUUUUUUAACUGGGUGGGCCGGCGUGCAAGGUGGGCGAUCAUGGACUGGCCUAGAUAGAGCCUCUGUUUCUUUCUGUGUCUUUUAUGUGAUUUUCAAAGCAGAUGAAGAGAGAGAGAGAGUCAGAGAGAGAGCCUUAUAAUUAAAAAUCACGUGGGUGCGCCGUGCCAUGCUUGUGCCAGUGUGGUAAAAUUUUGAAAUGUGGAAAAUUGUAAAUACUUAGGAGUGAUGAUGAGGAACAUGAUGACUAUAGGUUGGUGGUGAAUUUAAGGAGUGAGUUUGAAGCAAAAGACAAAGGGGAAAAUGGAUAUAGGGGAAGUUGUUGCUGGAUGGAUCUGUGGGGGUUUUGAAGUCAUGCGUGUCUAUAAUUUUUUUGAAGCUGUGUUUUUUGAUUGAAGGUCUAUUUUGUAUUUGGUUCAGUGCUUAGGGAAUUGGUUCAGCUUUUGCAGAGAAAUGGCUUACUAUAUUCAUUUAUUAUUUUGUGGGAGAGAAGAGACAAAUAGAGAUUGGUUUACAACUAGAACUGUACAGUAAAAGGUGGAUGGUGUUUUGGUCUUUACCUUUUCUUUAUAAAAAACAAAAUUAUGAUUUUACAACUAAUGAAAUCUACCGCUAAUGUUACGAAUCUACCAACAUGUUUGUUGGAUUUA